AUUCAUCUCAAACUAUACUUUUGAUCAUUUUCAUAUUCUCAUAAAACCUAGCAAACGUUUUCUUGAUAACUAUGGCGGAAGAAACCAAGAACGUAGUUCAUGAGCAUGAGGUGCCUAAGGUAACAACCGAGGAAUCAUCAGCCGAGGUCACGGAUCGUGGACUGUUUGAUUUCUUGGGAAAGAAGAAGGAGGAAACCAAACCAGAGGAGACCAUCGACUCUGAGUUUGAACAUAAGGUUCAUAUCUCAGAGCCUGUGGUGCCUGAGGUUAAACACGAGGAAGAAGAGAAGAAGCCUAGUCUUCUUGAGAAGCUUCACCGAAACGACAGCUCUUCUAGCUCCUCAAGCGAGGAAGAAGGUGAAGAUGGUGAGAAGAGGAAGAAGAAGAAGGACAAGAAGAAGACUGCUACUACCACCGUUGAAGGAGAGGUGAAAACAGAUGAGGAGAAGAAAGGGUUUAUGGAUAAGCUGAAGGAGAAGCUUCCAGGACACGGGAAGAAGCCUGAAGAAGCCUCACCGGCCGCUCCCGUCGCACCGGUUGUUGCUCCUCCGGUGGAGGAAGCGCAUCCGGCGGAGAAGAAAGGGAUCUUGGAGAAGAUCAAGGAGAAGCUUCCAGGGUACCAUCCUAAGACGGUAGAUGAGGUGAAGAAGGAAAAGGAGACUGAUUAA
Messenger RNA from Eruca vesicaria subsp. sativa (arugula), 668 nucleotides. Lineage: Eukaryota; Viridiplantae; Streptophyta; Magnoliopsida; Brassicales; Brassicaceae. The record is from the annotation of a GenBank genome assembly.